AUGUCUGUAGGUUGGGCUAACCUGCCUAUCCUUCCACUGAGGUGUAUCCUUGAACACCUGAGUGCAAACGAUGCACUUGCAGCCACAUCAACUUGCCAACACUGGCGCAGUGCCAUACAAUUAUAUGAAGGACGCAAAGACGUAAUUAAAUUAAGUGUAAAGAACAUAGAGAAGAGCAUGUUCCUGACUCGUAUAUUUAAAAAGUACACUAAACACUUGCACAUUUACAUUGACACAACAGUUGUAGAAGAAUUGGUGUCCUUUAUGAACUAUAUUUUGCCAUUAUACUUCGAAACAAUAAAUCUAAACGAACUGGCAUUCCUCGGUCCAAGUUACAUUCUUAAGAAUCCAAAUGUGCCAAUACCACAACUGCAAAGAAUAAUAGUGGAGACUCUCGUCUUCAAGAACCUACAUAGUCUACAGAGGCUUCUUUUAACAGGCUGUGAGAUGGCAACACCUAAAAAUGAAAAUGAUAGAUAUGUACACAAGAAUGUGGAGUAUUAUUCGCGGCCGCUGACGUUCAGCACUAAGCGUUGCCUGGAUGACACCAUACUAUCUAGGAGCAACGUGGGAUUGAUGAUGUUCUCUAAGCUACAGUCCAUCGUGAUAGACUACGAGUACUUAAGCUCAGCUACCGUAAACACACUGAGUCGUCUACCGGCAUUGUCGCUGCUCACUUUGAACAUCGGACACAAGCGCCCUCUGUCGUUGCCGAGAUUCGAAUGGCCGCCCGAGACAUUGAACGUCGCUAUUAACGUUAUUGCGGUACCAUUGCACCGCUUCAACGAUAUUAUAGAACAUGUAUUUGUUCGUGGGCUACUCCUGGUUUCACUGAAAGUCAUGUUCUGUAAAACUUUCCAUGUGCCACUGUUAUCGCACUUGUCUCGUUUGUAUAAGUCCACGCUGCAAGAGUUUGUGUGGGUGGACGCCCCCUGCAUGUCUACCACGCCAUUUUACAGGGUUGUCAAGCCUGAACCGUACGAUGUUUGCGUGAAUCACAUUCUACUGAUGUGCUGGCAGUGUGUACAACUACGUAGACUCGUUAUUCAUGGCUACUGGCUCUGGCAAUACGACGUGCUGGGUAUUGUGCGCCUGCGCAGCUCGUUGGAACGCCUUGAAUUAUCAGCAGUGUACAGCCAGCAGAACCACUUCGGUACGGGUGAUAAUCGCAUACUAAGAGUUUUAGCAAAUGACGACUUGGAUAUCUUGGAAGCUCAAUAUAUUGAGAAAAUCAAUGAGCAUACACAAUUUAAAUGGGCGCCAACAACAUAUGAGGCUUUGCCGCCAGCACUCAAGCUCAAUGCUACUUCCAAAGAUCGGGCUGAUUACUACAUGCGUGAAACCUCCAUAUAA
This is a messenger RNA of Pieris macdunnoughi, 1353 nucleotides long. The record is from the annotation of a GenBank genome assembly. Lineage: Eukaryota; Metazoa; Arthropoda; Insecta; Lepidoptera; Pieridae.